Megalops cyprinoides (Indo-Pacific tarpon) is the source of this 1017-nucleotide messenger RNA. It is a transcript of the gene dffb, whose product is annotated as DNA fragmentation factor, beta polypeptide (caspase-activated DNase). Gene Ontology annotation, cellular component: cytoplasm; nucleus. Gene Ontology annotation, molecular function: DNA endonuclease activity. The transcript is spliced from 7 exons. The record is from RefSeq and is a predicted model, not a curated record. Gene Ontology annotation, biological process: apoptotic process; apoptotic DNA fragmentation. Lineage: Eukaryota; Metazoa; Chordata; Actinopteri; Elopiformes; Megalopidae. Bases 13 to 1017 code for a protein of 334 amino acids.
GUUCGUCGCGAAAUGUUCGGGCUGUUCAAAAAACCCAAACUCGUGAAACUGAGAGGUCUCGGUGAAAAUAAGAAAUAUGGGAUCGCUGCAACGACCGUGAGAGAGUUGCUUAAGAAAGGGUGUAAAAUGUUGCAGGUUCCGCAGUCUGGUGCGCGUAUUUGCUUGUACGAGGAUGGGACAGAGGUGACAGAGGACUACUUUAGAAAACUUCCUGACAACGCAGAGCUCGUGCUACUUACCAAGGGGCAGAGUUGGAAAGGAUUUGUCUGCGAUAUUAGCCUUUUGCUGGGCUUCUCUGACGGGCGCACAGACCUCCUUAUCGAGUCAGCGAAGGGCCUUCUCGCAGACGAACACUCGGAGAAGAGGCGCAAGAUCCUGAGAGACCUGCUUCACAAUCUUGCAGAUCACUCCGAGGCUGAACACAAAGAGGAGGAUGAGGACUGGUUUCAAGGACUUGACUCCAGAUUUAAAACCAAGUCAGCUUACUUGAGGUUCAACUGUGAAAACAGGGUACGAGGGUAUCUGAAGGAGGUUUAUGGGCAUACUGCUGCCAUCCAGAGCCUCAAGGUGCGAAGGGAGUAUGAAAAGACAGUUGACUGCAUGAUGGAGAAGCUGAAGUCUGCCAAGUAUAACGGCUGUUACUUUGACAGGAAGGAAGGGGAAAUGAACCGCCUUUGCACCCGGGAGGGCUGGUUCUCCUGUCAGGGUGCAUUUGAUGAAGACCGAUGUGAGUCUCUCCAUUCUAUAAACCCUUAUGGCAGCAGAGAAAGCAGAAUUCUUUUCAGCACCUGGAAUCUUGAUCACAGAAUUGAGAAGAAGCGAACCAUCAUACCCACUCUUGCUGAAGCGUUGCGAAACCACAAGAGUAGUGACAUCGAUGUGGAUUAUUUCUACCAGCUGCUUUUCACGCGGGAGAAUCUGAAACUGGUGCACAUUGUGUGCCACAAGAAGGCUGCGCAUGACCUUCAGUGUGACAGCAGGAAAAUAUACAGGAAGGAAAAACGGAAACGAAAAUGA